GACAAAUCAAACAAGAUCACACAUGACUAUAUUUAGUCUUACACAUUGAGAGAAUUUGAUGAGUCAAAGUGCUUAGAUAAACAGUUACAAAAGUCAAAAGUGGACAAAAACUGGGGGACAGAUGGAGUAUAAUCUUAGACUAUCCAUCUCCAUUUUUUAAAGAUUUUGUUUGCAAAUUUUGUAUAACACCUUUAAAAUUGUUUAGUUUUGGAAGACCAAGAGCAUGUUGGCAGAGGCAUUGUCGCCGGGAAUCCGCCGGCGGUUCACAUCUAAGCUGGUUUCCCUCAAGCUCCUUCCCUUAUCAAUCCUCAUUUCAAAUUUUCAUAGCUUUCCCGGCCGGACCAUCGAAGAUUCUCCGGCGAUAAGCCGUGACCCCGCCGGCACGGAUCGCAGUCGGGACCCAGAGUCCAAUUCAAGCGCCACCGCUCUCGAAAUUCAGUCCAUUCUCAAGCUCCACACAGACAAAUCCAUCACCAGAUUGCACAUCUCCCUGAGCCAAAGCAAUUUCGCCUUGACGGAGGAAUUGGUCGUCGGCGUGCUUAAACGGCACCGCUCCGAUUGGAAACCGGCGUACGCUUUCUUCACCUGGCUGCUGGAAGGCCGCAAGAAUCGCACCGGGUACUCCCCCGGGACAGAUGUUUUCAACCAAAUCCUCGAUAUUCUCGGGAGAAUGAGGCGUUUUGACGAAGUGCACCAGGUGCUCGACGUAAUGUCUGAAAGAGGAAAUCUGUUCAGUGAAAGAACAUAUGAAAUCGUUGUUAACAGAUACGCUGCAGCUCACAAGAUUGAUGAAGCUGUCGAGUUUCUCUACAAGAGAAGAGAUUUCGGGUUAAAGAUCGAUCUGAUUGCUUUCCAAACCCUUCUUCUAUCUCUUUGCAGGUUCAAGCACGUGGCCGCGGCUGAAUUCUUGUACCAUAACAAGAAAAAGGAGUUUAAAGACGAAAUCAAAACAAGGAACAUAAUCCUGAACGGGUGGUGUUUCCUGGGCAGCUUGCGCGAGACGAAGCGGUUCUGGAACGACAUAGUGACCUCCAAGUGCAAACCGGACCGGUUCACGUACGGGAUAUUCAUCAACUCCCUGUGCAAAUCUGGGAAAAUCACCACAGCUGUGAAGCUGUUCCAGACAAUGUGGGAGAAAGGGUUCAAUCCGGACGUGGCUAUCUGCAACUCCAUCAUCGACGGGCUUUGCUUCAAGAAGAGGAUCCCGGAAGCUCUUGAGAUCUUCAGAGAUAUGAACGAUCGAGAAUGUUCCCCGAAUUCUGCAACUUAUAACUCUCUGAUCAAACACAUGUGUCACAUCAGGAGAAUGGAGAAGGCAUAUGAGCUCUUAUGCGAAAUGGAAGAAAAUGGCGACUCUUGUUCGCCCAAUGCUAGAACUUACGCGUAUUUCUUGAAGUCUGCCAAGAACAAAGAGGAAGUUACCAAGAUCUUGGAGAGAAUGGAGAAGAAAGGGUGUGAGAUGGACGAGGACACUUAUAACUUGGCGUUGAGGCUGUACAUGAACUGGGAUUGUUCCGAGAGUGUGAAAGCUACUUGGGACGAGAUGGAGAUGCGCGGGGUUGGACAUGAUCAACGAGCUUACACGAUCAUGGUUCACGGGCUGUAUGAGAAAGGAAAGUUGGAGGAUGCAUUGGGAUAUUUCAAGGAAAUGACGGCGAAAGGGAUGGUGCCUGAAUCUAGGACAAGAAUCUUAGUGGAUGCUAUGAACAUUACUUUGAAAGACAAAUCAGGUCUCCAGGAGAAGAAUCUUAGUGGAUGCUAUGAACGUAGGGGUAAAUCUUGAUUCGAAACAUUGAUAGUUCUUACCCCUCUUAAAUUGAAUCAGAAAUGUUCUUUUUGUAAAAUUAGAGCAAUUAAUGUCUGUACUUUUU
Molecule: messenger RNA, 1871 nt
Organism: Cuscuta campestris
Lineage: Eukaryota; Viridiplantae; Streptophyta; Magnoliopsida; Solanales; Convolvulaceae
Source: the annotation of a GenBank genome assembly